Meyerozyma guilliermondii ATCC 6260 is the source of this 1557-nucleotide messenger RNA. It is a transcript of the gene INO1, whose product is annotated as inositol-3-phosphate synthase. Gene Ontology annotation, molecular function: inositol-3-phosphate synthase activity. Gene Ontology annotation, biological process: inositol biosynthetic process; phospholipid biosynthetic process. The transcript has a single exon. NCBI's taxonomy places the organism in Eukaryota, Fungi, Ascomycota, Pichiomycetes, Serinales, Debaryomycetaceae. The record is from RefSeq and is a predicted model, not a curated record. Gene Ontology annotation, cellular component: cytoplasm. The coding region runs from base 1 to 1557 and encodes 518 amino acids.
AUGACCGUGUCCAUCAAAUCGAACAAAACCGUCAAAAAGGACAACGCUUUGCACACUACAUUCACUUAUGAGAAUGCCAUUGUUGAAAAGGACGGUGCUGGUACACUUUCCGUCACUCCCACUGCGGUGGACUACGACUUCAAGGUUGACUUGAAGGUGCCUAAAACCGGUUUGCUUUUAGUUGGAUUGGGUGGUAAUAAUGGUACCACCUUGGUAGGAUCGGUGGUGGCUAACAAGCACAAUAUUUCAUUCCAGAACAAGGAAGGUGUUAUUAAGCCUAACUACUAUGGCUCGGUGACCCAGUCAUCUACUCUCAAAUUGGGAGUUGAUAGUGAGGGCAAUGAUGUGUAUGCUCCAUUUAACUCGCUUCUUCCAUUUGUCAACCCUAACGAUUUGGUGGUUGAUGGUUGGGAUAUCAGCUCGAUGAAAUUGGACGAUGCCAUGAAGAGAGCCAAGGUGUUGGAUGUGGACUUGCAGCGCCAAUUGUACCCUUACAUCGACAAGAUCAAGCCCAAAAGCUCCAUCUACUACCCUGACUUCAUUGCCUUAAACCAGAAGGAAAGAGCCGACAAUGUGUUCAAUGUUGACUCCAAUGGUGAAGUUGACACCAAGAAUAAAUGGAGAGAUGUCGAGAAGAUCAGAAAGGAUAUCCAGGACUUCAAAAAAGAAAAUGAUUUGGACAAGGUGAUUGUCUUGUGGACUGCCAAUACCGAAAGAUACGCUGAAUUAAUUGACGGAGUCAACGAUACCGGUGACAAUUUGCUCAAGGCGAUCAAGGAAAACCACGACGAAGUUUCUCCUUCCACUGUUUUCGCCGUCGCUUGUAUUUUGGAACAAGUUCCAUACAUCAACGGUUCACCACAAAACACAUUCGUUCCUGGAGUGAUCGAGUUGGCUGAAAAACACCAAUCUUUCAUUGGAGGUGACGAUUUCAAGAGUGGUCAGACCAAGAUCAAGUCAGUUUUGGCCCAAUUUUUGGUCGAUGCCGGAAUCAGACCAGUUUCCAUUGCAUCGUACAACCAUUUAGGUAACAAUGAUGGUUACAACUUGUCGGCCCCUAAGCAAUUCAGAUCCAAGGAGAUCUCUAAGGCUUCCGUGGUUGAUGAUAUCAUCGAGUCCAACGAGAUUUUGUACAACAAGGAGAAGGGCGACAAGAUUGACCACUGUAUUGUCAUCAAGUACUUGCCUGCAGUUGGUGAUUCCAAGGUGGCUAUGGAUGAGUACUAUUCCGAGUUAAUGUUGGGAGGACACAACAAGAUUUCCAUCCACAAUGUGUGUGAGGAUUCUCUUUUGGCUACACCAUUGAUUAUUGACUUGGUGGUAAUGACAGAAUUCUUCCAAAGAGUCAACUACAAGAAAGUUGGUGCUGAAAAAUACGAAGAUUUCUAUGCUGUGUUGACACUUUUGAGUUACUGGUUGAAAGCCCCAUUGGCUAAGCCAGGAUUCAAGGCCAUCAAUGGAUUGAACAAACAAAGAUUAGCUAUCGAGAACUUGUUGCGUCUUUUGGUGGGAUUGCCAAUCAACAACGAAUUGAGAUUCGAGGAGAGGUUGCAGUAA